AUGUCUUCUGGAAACAAACAACGGGCUCCUUCGGUACUGGUCACCGACUCGAGAGCCCGCGAGAGGGUCAACCAGCGACGCAUACCGCAGCGUCCCGAUGCCAUGUCCCGGUCGCCCGGACGGAUGCCGAUGCGGUUCAUGACGGUCGACAACGUCCUACAAUUCAGCUCCCAGAUUCCGUCGGGCCAGCCUCGUGGCCCUCCCGCGCCUUCAACCGGCCCUCAUGGCGCCGGCUCUGCUCACGCACGGCGGGUGGCGUCCGGGGGCCUCCCCAAUGUGCAUUCGCGCACCGGACAGCCCAUGCCCUCCAGAACGACCAAGAUUAGCGAAAAGCUGGUGCUGCUGCCCGAGACAGACGACAAGGAAGAUGUCGAAGACGAGAUCGAGAGCGACUCCGUGCUUGCACGGCGGUUACAAACCGAAGAUGACCGGCCGCUGCGUGACGAGGAGCUCGACGUGCUGCGCAAGCGCGGCGGCAUCCGCGGCAAAAGCUACGCCGAGAGGCUGCCGAAGAUGCAGCGCAAGGACAAAGUCAGCCGACUGACGGCGUACUGCACCGCGCAGGCGUUCAAGAUCAAGGCCACGGCGGAAUUCCUGAAAGAAAAGCACGAGGCGAAGACCAAGCUCUACGACGACUGCCUGUACGUCAUCUACGCGCUGCCGCUGAUGAACGGCACCGACGGCUACCGCGUCCGCGGCCGGCCCAUCCUGAAGACGCCCGGCACCGGCAAGACGGUGCUGGAUCUGGAAAUCGAGCGCACCGAGCAGAGGGACCACCACGAGGGCUACUUCGAGGACGACGCCUACACCGCGCCGCAGAGCCCCGAGCAGCCCAGCCACAUGCGUCCCGGCACGCACGACGCAUCGCCCGACGAUGACGCCGCCAACAUGCACAACAGCUUCCACCCGCACCACGACGACGGCACAUCGCCCAUGAACCGCCUGGCGCCGCACGCCAAGAACUUUGCCGAGAUGUUUGUCUACUCGUACGGCGUCGUCGUCUUCUGGAACUUUACCGAGUACCAGGAAAAGGACAUCCUCGCCGACCUGACCUUUGCCGACGCCGAGGACGGCAUCAGCCUGCUCACGCGGCCCCUCGAGCAGCACGACUUUGAGACGGAGGAGUUUCACUUUGAGUACAGUGCCGACGUCAAGCGCCCGCGCAUCUUCAACGACAUGAUUACGCUGAUGCCGCGCUCCGACCACAUGAUCAAGCUGACCAUCAGCCACGCCAUCGCGCAAAGCACCAAGCUGUGCCUCUUUGAGGAGCGCCUCGGCGAGACGAUGCUCGACGCGCAGGAUGUGCCCAAGACGCUGGCGCUGACGGGCGAGCUCAACAUGACGAGGACCGAGAUUGUCAAGAUUCUCGGCCGGCUGUUCAAGAGUCGCGUGGACAUUAAUCUUUCAUCCAACAUCCUCGACGUGCCCAACUUUUUCUGGGACUCGGAGCCGACCCUGCACCCCCUGUACGCCGCCAUCCGCGAGUACCUCGAGAUUGACCCGCGCAUCAAGGUCCUCAACGAGCGGUGCCGCGUCUUCCUCGACCUCGCCGAGAUCCUCUCCGACUCGGUCAACGACGCCAAGAUGAGCGCCAUCACCUGGAUCGUCAUCAUCCUCAUCCUCGUCAGCAUCCUCGUCACCGUCACCGAGGUCGGCCUGCGCUUCGCCAUGCUCGAGCGCAGCAAGUCCCAGCCCGGCGAGGACCGCGUGGCGCCGUCGCUGCUGCACGCCGGGACGAAGAACGCCCCCCCGCCGCCGCAGCUGCGCAUUGGUCCGGCCACACCCGAGGAACAGCAGCAGCAGGUCGCGAUGAUGCCGAGCGCGCUGGAGGAGCUGGCCCGCACGCUCGGCCUCGAGGCCAACGCUACGCUGGACGAGGUCAAGAGCAGUAUCCGCACGUUGCAGGACGGCACGGCGCCGCUGCCUGUGCCAGAGGGGAUACAGGUCGACGAGCUCAAGUAG
Molecule: messenger RNA, 1962 nt
Organism: Akanthomyces muscarius
Lineage: Eukaryota; Fungi; Ascomycota; Sordariomycetes; Hypocreales; Cordycipitaceae
Exons: 3
Coding region: 1-1962 (653 amino acids)
Source: RefSeq, a predicted model, not a curated record